AUGAGGCGUCCGACGACGACGACGUCUUCGUCGAUGUCGUCCUCACGGAUUCUGGAACACACCACGAUUACGUCGUCAAAAAUUAUUGGGGGGAGUAGAAGAACACUGUUUUUCAAUUAUUAUUCCUCCUCCCUAAUCCUACUACUUCUAUUAUUAUCAUCCCUCAUCCCAUCCACUGACGCCAGAACAACGGUGACGGAAGGCGGUCAACCGCUGACCGAGCUUCUCAGCUCCCUCGACCAACCAUAUCCAUGUGGACAUGUCGUCGAAGCGGAGCAUUUUCUAUCCACAGCAGUUGCCUUGAAGUUUCCGAGACUUAUUCAGUUGGCACACUUUUUUGCGAAUCACUCCAAGAAUUUCGAUCCGCAACUGUUGGAUAAGUCCUCCUUCUUGCCGUUUCCACCGUUUGAAGUCUCUUUUGCGAGAAGGACACAUUUCUAUGGAUUGCAGUUGAAUUGCACCGGUAAUAACCAUCGAUGGCUACCACGUCUUGUCUUCGUCUCACACGAUCCGAUCAACGCAAAUCGAAAAGCGUAUUUAACACUACAAUUGGAUCAAUUCGAUGUGGAUAUGUGCUCUGCCGUGAAUUGUCAUACGAAG
Caenorhabditis remanei is the source of this 600-nucleotide messenger RNA. RefSeq lists its product as uncharacterized. The record is from RefSeq and is a predicted model, not a curated record. Lineage: Eukaryota; Metazoa; Nematoda; Chromadorea; Rhabditida; Rhabditidae. The annotation marks the transcript as partial. The transcript has 2 exons.